CGUCUUUUUUUUCAGUGAAAUGAAAUGGCUAUCUCCUGAGAUAUUCUGGACCACAAUCAGAAGUAAAUCAGUGCCGUGGGGUUUCUAGGUUUCCCAUCAUUUCGGGAUUUACCCUCAUUGGAAGUCUUGGUUACUUGAACGGUUCUCUGCCAUCAUGCAUCAUACUUCACCCUGUUUCCAUUGGUCGUUUACAUGUCGAAGUGCGGCCUCCGGACCCGUACUCACUGUUUCAAGUCAAGGCGAUCUUCACGACCCUGCGCUGCGCCUGAUAAUGCUCAUGUUGAGAUUCAAAUCUCAACCCACACGCCGGCCUAACAAGAGCGGGCUAUGAGGAUCUUCAUCCGAGCUGCCUCCAUCUCCUCCUGCAAUUGUUUAUGUACUAGGGCUUCCCCUUCCGACGGUUUCACCUCAACUUCCCCUUCUUCCAAACUUCUCUUUCAGAAUGCCUAACGGGCCAACCCCGUUCACGUACGAGGAAGUGCUCACGGUCCUAAACGCUGUUCAAGUCGGGCGACGUGUGAUCGUGGCCGUAUACGUUCUCCAGGUCUAUGAAUGGCUGAUAUGCUGGAGAGACGAAGUCGAACUAAUAUGGUCAUCCUCGUGGAACUCGAUGAGAAUACUAUUCACGAUAUGUCGAUACUUUCCGCUCUUGUUCUAUCCGUUCUAUCUGUGGGCAUGGAUCCCGUCGCAUAGCAAAGAACUUUGUGAAAAGCUAAUAUGCCCGUUAUACGGAUUUUGCUCAGUUUUUCAAUUAUCAGCUCAAGCGGUGAUCCUGAUACGAUCUUAUGCCUUCAGCGGCCAGUACCUGUGCAUCUUGAUACUCUUAUGUACAUGCUGGAUUGGAUUGGCGGGCGCAGAUAUCUGGAUGUUUUUCACUCAAUUCAUUCUUGUCGACCUUACAUUCUCCAUAAGCGGAAGCCGGUCAAGUUGUUUUGGCAACGACCGACAUUCAGAAGCCUCCUACGACAGCGGGCUAUUCGCAACACCGGUCGGCACUGUUAUGCUGAUCUCUUUCGGAUUUGAUACAUUGAUGAUGGUACUUUGUAUCGUGCAUUGCCUACGCACGCGGAGUGCUCAAGGACCAUUGGGAAGAGCAUUCUUAAAGCAAGGUAUUGCGGCGUUUCUUGUCAUCUCUUCCUUAAAUUUCUUCACAGCUAUGUCUUUCUUCGGUCGAUCUUCGUUGACCGGAAUAACACUUCCUUUGACCCUUGUAAUGUCAGAUAUAAUAGCAUGCCGACUGCAAGUCUUGUCCUUAUCGUUUACUAAUAAACCUCACUGAGAACUGUUUAUAGAAUACUCUCCUUACGGCGAAGAGUUAGCCCGACGGAAAGUUUCGAGCUACAAGAACAAUCGCGUUUUGUUACUGAAGCACUUGACCGGCUAAAUGAACAUGAGUCGGAGCCUUCAAGUUCUCGUUGUCCUUGGGACCCAGCCUGAGGCGGAC
Molecule: messenger RNA, 1444 nt
Organism: Desarmillaria tabescens
Lineage: Eukaryota; Fungi; Basidiomycota; Agaricomycetes; Agaricales; Physalacriaceae
Exons: 14
Coding region: 443-1279 (278 amino acids)
Source: RefSeq, a predicted model, not a curated record